AUGCCCUUCCCCUUCGAAACCUCCCCAUUCUACCAACGCCCCUUCCUAAUAGCCUGGACAUGCAUCCACAACCUCUUCACAAUAACCGUUUUCGCCGUGAUCCCCAUUCUCGCUGGUUUAGCCAUCGUCCUGGGGAUCUGUUUCAUCGUCUUCGCUAUCCUGGCUGGAGUAUUCAAGUGGGAGCUUGGUUCAAAGGAGGAUAAGGCUCGGAGGAGGAAGGAGAGGGAGGAGAAAGAGAGGGCGGAAGGGAAAAUGAGCAAUGCAGAGCAGACAAGUACUGUUCUCUCUGUUGAAUCUGAAGCGUCUGGUGGACUAGGCUCGGGUGGUGGUGCGAUUGAUGUUGCUGCACUCGAUGCAAAGGCGAGGCUGGAGAUUGAGCUUGAGUUACUUGCGGAGAUGGUCGCUAUUCGGAGGGAAAGGUUAGAGAAUAUGAAGUGA
Messenger RNA from Penicillium bovifimosum, 438 nucleotides. RefSeq lists its product as uncharacterized. The transcript has a single exon. The record is from RefSeq and is a predicted model, not a curated record. The coding region runs from base 1 to 438 and encodes 145 amino acids. Lineage: Eukaryota; Fungi; Ascomycota; Eurotiomycetes; Eurotiales; Aspergillaceae.